This is a messenger RNA of Harpegnathos saltator (Jerdon's jumping ant), 3136 nucleotides long. RefSeq names its product ATP-sensitive inward rectifier potassium channel 8. Gene Ontology annotation, biological process: regulation of monoatomic ion transmembrane transport; potassium ion import across plasma membrane. Gene Ontology annotation, molecular function: inward rectifier potassium channel activity. Gene Ontology annotation, cellular component: plasma membrane. The coding region runs from base 769 to 2979 and encodes 736 amino acids. The transcript has 10 exons. The record is from RefSeq and is a predicted model, not a curated record. Lineage: Eukaryota; Metazoa; Arthropoda; Insecta; Hymenoptera; Formicidae.
AAGCUUCAAUCGACCCGUGAGAAAUUGGCCUAUCUUUCGCGCGUAUCAUUAUAACAUAUGUUAUCUUGUCAUUAUUUAAUACCAUAUCAUUAAUCCGUACUCGCAUAACGUUCAAGUCACGCCUGUAUUACCGCACGUGUUUAUGUAAAACGCAUAGAUAAAAAAUAUAGCAAAGGAGACUAUAGGCUUAAUUAAUAUCAACUGUCGAGGCUGUUAUUAAAUUAUCGGAGCUCUUAUUAAAUGAAUCGGAGCGUACAAAGUCAUGUCGUGGCAGAAUGUUGUUACUCGAUAUUUCGAAAAGUCGAUUGUCAAAAAAUUUUUAACAUUCGAUUUAUAAUUGAAUGAUAUUAAUUUGCAAGAAUACGUACCGUCUUCGGUAGGCGUAAAAAUUGCCGGAAACCUCGGAGAAAAGAGAAGCGAAAUGGAAAAAUGCACCGAGUGGCCGCGUGUAAACACACACACACACACACACACACACACACGUUAAAAGCAACAGGUGUCCCGUGCGUGCGUAUGUGCAUGCGUGCAAAAUUGCAGACGCGAUUCGCAAAAACAUUCUACAAAUGGCACACGCUACGCUAUAAAUCUGCGGAGAGUUGUUUGUGUAAUUCACCGCGUGAGUUCGGACGAACUCGCCGUUAAUCUCACAGCUAGUCAAAUAAAUCGCGCCGCGAGAAGAGACGUCGCGUGUUCACUGGCGCGCUUCGUGCGCCCGCGCGCGCGCGCGCCUCGUGUUCACCUUCUGCUAAAUCAUCGACUCGUCUCCCAAUGAAUCACCUUUCAUCGAAUUGUAACCAUUCUGUCGCGAGACUCCACAGUCGUCACGCGCGAUUCUCGGUUGAUCUCGUCGACGAUAAAUCAUUGAACAACCUUGAAAAGAGCCAAGAAAGGAGAGAGAAAAACUUUUCAAUUGUCUUAACAGCGACGACUGCCAGAUUAAUUAUCAUCGCCGUUAAACUGAAGCAAGACGAGAAAAUGAGGAUGACAGGACGAAACAGGACGGUGAUCCACGAGGACAUAGUGGGCGAUCACUCGGCCACCGCGAAUACAUCUCUCGGUGAGUUAUUGGUGCACUCGUCGAUGCCAGCUGCUGCGGUCGCCGUGAAAUUUUGCGGUGAAGAUUCCGCGGAAGAAACCGGCGAGACUGUAAGUCGGAAGAGACGCGACAUCUUCAGCACGUUCAAGAGAAGAGCCUUCAGCAGAAUCAGCUUCAAGGGUGAAUCUGGCCCGCUGCUGAGUAGGUACCGUCAGACCAGAUUCAGUUCCAGAAGGGUUCGCAAAAGGGUGGUCUUUAAGCACGGCGACUGCAACGUCGUGCAGGGAAACGUUGCCAAACGACGCCGGCGGUACCUUCAGGACAUCUUCACGACGUUGGUGGACGCGCAAUGGCGGUGGACACUGCUGGUGUUCUCCAUGAAUUUCCUACUGUCUUGGCUGGGCUUCGCGCUUAUAUGGUGGCUGAUCGCCUACAGCCACGGCGAUUUGGAGCCUCAGAAUAUCAACAAUCAGACCUUCGUGCCCUGCGUCCAAGAUAUCCGUAGUUUCACCAGCUGCUUCUUAUUCUCCGUCGAGACGCAGCACACAAUCGGAUACGGGGCCAAGCACACGACAGAUGAAUGCCCGGAGGCGAUAUUCACGCUGUGCAUCCAGUCGAUGACGGGCGUGAUUUUACAAGCGUUUAUGGUCGGCAUCGUGUUCGCCAAGUUGUCCCGGCCCAAAAAGCGUACGCAGACCCUUCUCUUUUCGCGCAAUGCCGUCAUCUGCCAACGGGACGGUCAGCCUUGCCUGAUGUUUCGCGUUGGCGACAUGCGCAAGAGCCACAUCAUCGAGGCCCACGUACGCGCCCAGAUGAUCAAGAGAAAGGUGACGAAGGAGGGCGAGUUGCUGCCGUUCUUCCAGACGGAGCUGAAGGUUGGCGGCGACGGCGAGGAAGACAAGAUCUUCUUCAUCUGGCCCACCACGAUCGUGCACAAGAUCGACCGAAACUCGCCGCUCUACCGGAUAUCAGCCAGCGACAUGCUGCGAGAGCGAUUCGAGAUCGUCGUGAUACUAGAAGGGGUGAUCGAGUCGACCGGCAUGACGACGCAGGCGAGAAGUUCCUAUUUACCGUCUGAGAUCCUAUGGGGUCACCGAUUCGAACCCAUCAUCACGUUCCGCAAGGAGACCGGCGAGUACGAGGUCAACUACACUCUCUUCAACAACACGUACGAGGUGGACACGCCGCUCUGCAGCGCCGCCGAUCUCGAUCGCAUCCGCGCGAUGCAUCAUCGCUCGAAAGCAGAACGCACCGGCCUAGGUGCAUUCUCGGGCUACAACGACGUCUCCAGCAGUAGUUCCUUGACCACCAGCUCCAGAGGGUCGAGUCUGAGGUCUUCCACGGGCGGGCUUCAUCUGCGGACAUCGUCGAUGCCGACGGCGAUGCCAACGGCGACACCUCCACACCCUAUCCCGGUGAUAAUCACCAGCCCAGACGGCUCCUGCAGACAAGAGAGCACCAACGCGAAAGCACCAUCGUCCUUCUACGCGCAAGAAGAGCACAACAGUACGGCAAAGUUCAGAUGCGACAGCGAGGACUCGAAGAAUCAGGAGGAUUACGAGCGUGUCCUCGAGGAUAUCAACGCGUGUCUGAGGAAGAGCAGGAAGCAGAACGGCACGGAGGCUAAGUCACAACGACGGAACGAAUCCGCGGCCACGUUAGACUCGAGGAAGAGCGAAGCUAGAUCGAAUUCCAGAUCGAUCGCUGAGGAGGCUCCAAGAAACGACUUCAAGAUGCCAUCUUCCGGGAGCAACGCGAGCAACGAAGUUGCAACCGAGUGUCGCGCGAGUUCCUCGGAGACGCAGAGUCCUCCCGCGGUGCUCGCAAGGUCCAGCCUGUGCGACGGGCAGAACAUCCAGGAUGUCGCCAAGAAGACGAGCUUCCUUCUCGAGGAAGAAGCGAAUCGCGAACAUUCCCAGAACGCAUCUUGCCCCACUCAUUAAGCACAGGCUCGAGGGGGAACCGGGACCUGGGAAGAUCGAACGAUGUCGGAUGAGCGGCGGCCGGCCUCGAGGAUCAGUCGUAGAUCACGACGUCUAAAGAACUCUGAGUAGAAAGAAAAGCGCUGAUAACGAGCGAUAAGCGAAACUAGCCGAGUAA